Molecule: messenger RNA, 855 nt
Organism: Photinus pyralis (common eastern firefly)
Lineage: Eukaryota; Metazoa; Arthropoda; Insecta; Coleoptera; Lampyridae
Exons: 1
Coding region: 1-855 (284 amino acids)
Source: RefSeq, a predicted model, not a curated record
AUGACAGGGAAGAGACGGAUUCCAGAGCUAGUGGUGGAGGUGAAGGGACAGAGGCUGGCAACGGAGGCGAGAAUUAAGAUUCUAGGUGUGUGGAUAGAUAAGAACUUAUCGUUUAUCCCACACGUAGAGGAGGUGUGCGGGAAGGCUACGAGGAGCAUGGUGGCUCUCGGCAAGAUAAUGUCUAACAUAGGAGGGGCAAGGGCCAGCAAGAGGAAGGUGAUGGCGUCUGCCGCCAUAUCCAUACUGGGCUAUGCGGUAGAGGUUUGGCAGCCGGCACUGAGGUGGGGAACCGCUCGGACGAGGUUAGAUCGGGUGCUACGGUUGGCGGCGAUUCGGGUGGCGAGCGCAUAUAGAACGGUGCCUACGCAAGACAUCAUGGUAGUGGCUGGGAUUCCCCCCGCGGAAGUACUCUUUAACGGCAGAGCGAACGGGUGGAGCGAGGCGAGGAGAACGGAGGAGUGGCAGUCACGUUGGCUGACGAGAGUGUCAUGGACGAAGACACUGAUCCCGGACCUGACAGAAUGGAAGGAUAGAAGCCACGGGGAGGUGGAUUACCACCUCACGCAGCUGUUAACGGGGCACGGCGAAAACGGGGUGUUCCUUGCCAAGAUCGGCAAGAGAGUGGACGAAAGGUGCCGAGAUUGCGGACAGCGAGACCAUCAGGGGCACGCAGCGUUUGAGUGUCAGAGAUGGGCGGCGGAGAGGGCGGUGAUGGAAACCGAGGUGGGAGUGCGACUAGGGCCACACAACCUAAUAAGCACGAUGCUGCGAGACGAGGCGAGUUGGGGCGCGAUAGCGCGGUACUGGCGGGUAGUGUGUAGUGCGAGAGAGAGGGACUCGUGGAGUAGGACAUAG